This is a messenger RNA of Trichoderma citrinoviride, 1758 nucleotides long. RefSeq lists its product as hypothetical. Gene Ontology annotation, biological process: photoreactive repair. Gene Ontology annotation, molecular function: FAD binding; DNA binding. Lineage: Eukaryota; Fungi; Ascomycota; Sordariomycetes; Hypocreales; Hypocreaceae. The record is from RefSeq and is a predicted model, not a curated record. Bases 1 to 1758 code for a protein of 585 amino acids. The transcript has 4 exons.
AUGCUUUAUCUCGACUUCAUCCGGCUGGAUAACAGAAAGUACGGCCAGAGUGUCUACAGCCUCGAGGGCUCCGGUCGGGGCAGAAAUCCGCACAUCCAGUACAAGACGCCCAAUCGAGCCACCGGCUUCGGUCUCCUAGAUGCCAUCAUGAGGCAGCUUCUCUCCACUGAGCACAUGAGCGUCCGCUCCCAGAUGCUUGCUGCCAACGUCUUGGGCAAGCUUGUAGGCGUAGACUGGCACUAUGGUGUCGGAUGGGUGGCGUCUCUUUCCAUACAUCACGACACAUCUCUUCACUGGUAUCACUGGCAGCACUAUGUUGGGGUUGGCCCUGAUCCCAGCGGCGGUGAAGUAACCGUCUCUCCUGCCCACGCCGCCUUCGAAUUCGAUCCAGAUGGAUGCUUUAUACGGAAGUGGAUGCCGGAGUUACGGGGCCUUACGGCACUGCCAAACCUAUUCCAAGUAGCUACGACUCCCCCAGAGCUUCUACAGCUGCUCGGGCUGUCGACAAGUGUCAUGCUGCCGCAGCCCUUCGCGAAGCACACAGCAGGCCUGCAACUUUGGCUCCUCCACCAAAGGGCCCUCGAGCUGAACGGGCUUCUGGAGCGACUCAAGCCGUACCUCGCAUGCGUCACGUCGCGCAAAUCCUUCAACACCCUAGAACGGUUCAGCGUCCUUCUGGCGUCGCUCAGGGGCCGCAUGGCUCUUCUCAGGCACCGCCGAAUGCUCCUCGCGGCCCCCGUGCGGAUUCUCGGCCAUCGAACGCUCAGUCAAAUGCUCCACCAAAUGCCCCAAGGGCUCCUCGUGCAGACUACCGGCCCUCCCAGCCUCCCCGAAACGCACCCCAGGCGCCUCGUGGACAACAUUGGCAGUAUCAGAUUCCCCAAGACGAUCCUCAGGCACACCAACGUGUUCAACGCUCCCCAGGCGGCUCCCAGGGCUCCUCGAGCCAUGCAGCAGACCCCUCCUACCACUCCCCAUUGGACUCCCCAAAUCACAGAGCCCUUUGUUGGAGCAACACAUCCUACCACCUAUCCAUACAGCCUCUAUACCAGCCCACCUUGCCCGACAUACUAUGGGCCAUACGCCUUCAGUCGCCCUGCGACCUAUCAAUAUAUGGAGGAAAUGCCCUACUAUCAAGUGCUACAGGACUAUUAUCAGUGGCACGCCUCGGGCCCCAGUGGUGGUGGUCCAUGGAAUGUCGCUCCUCCCGACAACGACGAAGUGAUGAGACACGGCAUGAUUCUUCGCUUCCUCGACAGCCUUCCUCCGCCUCCUACCAACCCCGAGUUUCCUCCCGACCCCCCUCAACUCUAUCACAGUACUCGCCGCCGCCGUAGGAACCGGACUCAGUCCUCUAGGGAAAGCGGUGCCACCGGCCAGACUGGCUCUACCGAAGGGACAACUGCUAUUACGCGCACUAUUGCGCCUACAGCUUCCGCAGAUGUCACGUCUCCCCAAGUCGCGCAAAGAAAGCCGUACAGACGUGGCGAGCGCGGUGAAUCUGGCAAGCACCGUCGCGCAGCCGAAAACAACACAGAUGGAUCUGAGCGAUCGGGCGAGCGUGGAGCAGCUGUUGAGGCUGUUGAGUUUGAUGGCGCUGCGGAAGCUGUUGAGAGCGCGAAUCUGGGCGACAUUGUCGAGACUUCUGCGAACGGCCAGGACGACAGAAAGGGCGAAGAGCGCGAUGAUGGCGAGGACGGUGAGAUUGACGAUGAGAUUGAAGACGACCGAGCCAGUUCCGCUACCUGCAUGUGGUAA